Amphiprion ocellaris (clown anemonefish) is the source of this 1458-nucleotide messenger RNA. RefSeq names its product 3-hydroxyacyl-CoA dehydratase 2 (gene hacd2). The record is from RefSeq and is a predicted model, not a curated record. Gene Ontology annotation, biological process: sphingolipid biosynthetic process; fatty acid elongation; very long-chain fatty acid biosynthetic process. Gene Ontology annotation, cellular component: endoplasmic reticulum membrane. Gene Ontology annotation, molecular function: 3-hydroxyacyl-CoA dehydratase activity. The coding region runs from base 77 to 811 and encodes 244 amino acids. The transcript has 7 exons. Lineage: Eukaryota; Metazoa; Chordata; Actinopteri; Pomacentridae.
UCCCGGUGUGGCCCCUACUCGCUUCAGCCUGACAGCCGCUGUCGUCCAGGAACGAAGAGCGUUGAGGGUUGCAGUCAUGUCGGCAGCUGCUCCGGGGACCAGCAAGGCGGCCCACAGCGAAGUGGGGCCGAAGAAGAAGAAGGGCCCCGGGGCCCUGGCUACGGCCUACUUGGUCAUCUAUAACGUUGUUAUGACAGCGGGGUGGCUGGUGAUAGCUGUGGGUCUGGUCCGAGCUUACCUGGCCAGAGGAAGCUACCAUGGGCUGUACUACUCCAUAGAGAAGCCUUUGAAGUUCUUUCAGACUGGAGCUAUUCUGGAGAUACUGCACUGUGCUGUCGGAAUCGUACCGUCCUCGGUGGUACUGACUGGAUUCCAGGUCAUGUCUCGGGUCUUCCUCACCUGGGCCGUCACACACAGUGUCAGGGAGGUCCAGAGUGAAGACAGUGUGCUGCUGUUCGUCACAGCCUGGACCAUCACAGAGAUCAUCCGCUACUCUUUCUACACCUUCAGUCUGCUCAAUCACCUGCCAUACCUCAUCAAAUGGGCGAGGUACACCUUCUUCAUCGUGCUCUAUCCCAUGGGAGUGACCGGGGAACUGCUGACUAUCUAUGCAGCGCUGCCGUAUGUGCAGAAGACGGGCCUGUACUCCGUCACCCUACCCAACAAGUACAACUUCUCCUUCGACUACUACACCUUCCUCAUCCUCGUCAUGAUCUCCUACAUUCCCCUCUUUCCUCAGCUUUACUUCCACAUGAUCCGACAGAGGAAGAAGGUGUUGGGCCACAUAGAGGACUACAGCAAAGUGGAGUGAGCCCAGCAAGGUUUGGAAAAGAGCCAAGCAAGAGAGAAGAAACCAAAACAUCCAGCAAAUGAGGAACAAAAAUCAAUGUCUCCUUAAUGAAACACACAAAGCCGAACCAGUUUUCAAGCUGCCGGAGCUGACCUGGCAGACGAUCCAAUUAUUGAACAACUUUUACUCUUUAUUACAGCCCUUGUGUAGGUUGUACAGAUGCUCACCAAUCACGAAUGACCUGAUGUCAUAUUUUUUUUUGUUUUAUUUUUUAUUUAUGAAUAAACUGCAGGUGUUUUUGGUUUAGUUUGCAGCUGCAAACAAACUGUAUUUUGACUCGGGUACAGUUAAGCUGCUGUUUGAGCAGGUUGAGCAAAAAAGCUUGAAGUGAUUGAAACACUGGUAGAACCGAUGACCUCAUUUUAAAUGAUACUAUAGAGAAGAAUAGAAUAGAUUCUUCACCUCCCCAUGACUUGUCUUUUGGUCUAUUUAUAGGAAGCAGGUAGAAAGAAUAAUGUGAAGUCUAGUACUGAAAGUAGGUUUGUAGACAUCUACAGCAUGUUUGUCGGUGCAAACUGUGGUUCAGAUUCUUGUUUUCUUUAGUUUAUUCAAAGAUUUGGUUACAUUCCUCAUUUAGUUCAAUAAACUUUUCUCAUUCCACACCUGCA